This is a messenger RNA of Tremella mesenterica DSM 1558, 915 nucleotides long. RefSeq lists its product as uncharacterized. Gene Ontology annotation, cellular component: Golgi apparatus. The annotation marks the transcript as partial. Lineage: Eukaryota; Fungi; Basidiomycota; Tremellomycetes; Tremellales; Tremellaceae. The record is from RefSeq and is a predicted model, not a curated record. The transcript has 6 exons.
UGGAGUUUAGGGAUUGAGAGUUGGGCUUGUCGUUGUUUGUUAGCGGUGGUGAUUCUGGAAUCUCUUAUCGAUUUGUCCAUUGAGGGAAACAUCUUAUGGCGUUUCAAUCAAGAAGCUCAAUCAUCCAAUGUCUCCUUAUUAAUCCUCGAAAAUAAACGUCGACUACCCGUCUAUUUGGUCAUAUUCGGUCUCGCCCAUCUUUGGCAAUUAGUCCUCACUAUCAUCGCUGUCAGAACUCGUAACACCAUCCAAGCUAUCGCAGUGACAAUGUUCAAUUUUGCAUUCCUAGGUUAUGCCGUCAUUGAGAUUUUCGAGCUUCGUCAGAUACUCGGAGACGACUUGAAUCAUUCUUCCCUAUUGACAGUCCCUUUGAACGUUUUGACGGCUGUUGUCAUUGCUGUGGUAGCAGUUGGAUGUUGUCUUCUCGUUGGACUUUCUAUAAAGCUGAGAAAAGAAUUUGGUUGGGAACGAUAUCGAUUUCUUGGUGCAGACUUACAGAUCCGCAAGUUGUACGCUCGAUUUCAAGUGUUUGAAUGUAUUUGUUAUUUCUCCGCUUUCUUUUGCGCUGGGUUUGGAAUACAAUUCAUCUGGCUUGUCCUUCAACCCACCGAUGCGGAAUAUAUCGUCACUUGGAUCAUGUUUCCCUUGUCUAUCAUGUUCCUUGUGGUCGGAAGAUUUGCAGCGAAAUACGAGAACAAAUAUGCCAUGGCCGCUUUCAUGUUCGGUAUCAUCCUAGGAUUAGCUUACUUCAUUUACAAACUCAUUCGUGUAUGGCAACAAACCAAUAUCUAUUCAAACGUUACUAGAUCUCUUACUCUUUUCGAUAUAUUAUCUUUACUAUCUCUAUUACUCUGUAUGGCAUUCGGUAUCACCGUAUGGAAAAACUUCGGUAAAGGGUUAAAACAAGCUAGUAAG